GUCACUACAUCCCAGGAACAUCUAAAUAAUAUUAUAAAAUACUAGAAAGUACAAGAGCAUUUUUCUUCCCAAAUUGAAAAUGUAUAUGGUAAGUAGACCUUAUGUACGAUCAUCAUCUCGGUGUUGUAUAUUUUGUUCGUGCUUAAACAUACAAUACUUCACAACAGCCUGUGGAAUUUUGAAAAUUAUCCAACUAGUAAGUACUCACUAAGUAUUUAGAUUAAUUAAUAAUAAUACAUUAUUAUGUAAUCAUAAUAGUUGUAUAAUGUAUAAUUGACGUUGUAAAUACAAACUGCAUACAAAAAUAUUCUCAAAUUCUGUUUUGAUACUACUUUUCAAACUUUGCGCGGAAGAUACCUAUUAAUUAUAUUUACAAGCAUAGGAUUGAAUUAAGUUCAUGGACUAUUUGUUUUUUUCUUAAAUUCACCUAUUUGCUUAGUUAAUUUUAUUAUUGAUUUUUAUUAACUUUACAUAAUCCGUCAUUUCAUUACCGAUAUAGUUGUCAUAUUAGAAUACAUGAACUAAUAUUAUUUGGACUCUGGAUUAAAAUAAAAGACCCGAUUAAAGAUUGUCAAUUGAAAGUAUGAACUUAAUUCAUGCUUUGUUCACAUAUUUUGAACUUUGAAAUAAUUCAUUUGAAUUGGUAGGUAUAUAAAUAAUAUUGAGAGUUCAUAAUAAUUUUGUACCAAGUAAACAAAAUUAUUAUCAAUUCCAUUUUAAUCACGAUGAUGAAAUAAUCAAAUUUCAGCACCAUUUAAUAACUAAAACAAAUCUAUGCUCGACUAAAAACCAAGAAUUUAAUAUUAGAGGUAAAAAUAAAUUAUAAUUCAGUUUUGUACAAUUUAAAAUAUUUUCGAAUAACUUAGAUUUUGAUAUUGCUAUUUUUAAUUUGUUUUGUAGAAUAGGAUUGUCAUGUUAACAGUGGUGUCGUGCCACAUCACUAUUGCUUGUCCCCUAAUAGAUGCUCAAUUGAAAGAUUUAUGUUUAUUAAUUUAUUGCUACACUAAACAUAGCUAUUAGUUCAAAGUUCAAAUAUAAAUAUUUAUAUAUCUAAUAACAAAUAAUAUUAGAUUUAAUUAUCAGAAAAUGUGAUAAAUUAUUUUUUCAAUUAAAAAUGCAUAUUAACGACUAAAAGAUUUGUACGCAAUUAGAUUGUAUGUUAUACAAAUAUUUAGAAAAAUAUACUGUUCAUGUUAAUUAAAAACAUUAUUUUAAUUGUUAUAAUUAAUAUUUAAGUUUUAACAAUAAAAUUUCUAAAUUAUUAUUCAAAGUAAAAUGUAUAAAUAAAAUAACAUAUUAGGAUACCAUUGAUAAGUGAUGGAGGUAGUUAAAUUUAAUAUUAUUUAAUUCAAAAAAUAUUUAUUGUAAUUUAAUUUGUUUAUUGUUUUAUAAUUUAAACAAUAUUAUACAUAAUCAUUAAUUAUGCACUUAGGUAUUAGGUUCUAUUUGUCAAAGUAUAAUGCUAUUUUACGGAACAAAGUACAUGCCAACCUUUGGAACGUCUUAUGAAUCGUUCCUAACAACUGUUGCCGGAUGUCUAAUGACAACAUCGGUUAUUAGCGUGUCAUAUUUAUUAUCCAAAAAUACCGAAGUACUCGUUAGAUCAACACUUUUUGUAUGAAUAACUAAAAAUUACCUAUUGAGAAAUAAUAUAAGUGCAUCCACUUAAUUUCCAUUAAUUUUAUUUCAGGAAAUAAUGUUUGGAAUAUUUGCUUCGAUAUGUUAUUUUAGUUCUUCGUCGUUACUCACUAUGGCGGUCUACAUGUUAUUGUUUCCGAUUUUCAUGACUGUACCUUUUACUAGUCUGUUUUCAUCAAUAAUAUUAGCUUAUGUAAGAAUAACGGCAUUAAUGAUUUUUUUGUUAAAAAAAAUAUUAACUCAUUUUCUAUUGAUUUUUCAGACAAUAGGAUUUAUUCUCAGUGCUUUGUAUGCGCUGGACGCUUAUUGGGCAUUUAAAUACUACAAAGGCUUUCCAUAAAAAUAUGCAACUAUUGUUUAAGACUAAAUUAUAAUUAUAAUAAAAAAAAAAUAUAUUUUGACAGAGCAAACUUUCAACAAUUACUAUACUUAUUAUUCUUAAAAAAAAAUGUUAUAAAUAAAUUUGCUGUUCCAGUGAGUUGUUAUUACAUUUGGAAAAACUACAUUAUACAUAUUAUGAAGAUAUCACGGAGACCCAGGUGAUUCAAUCGUAAAUAUCUUCGCGAUCACAAACGUAUUGUACGAUAUCUUUAGGUCUGUGUAAUUUUUCGGCAUCCUCAUCGGGAAUUUCAAAUCCUAUACAAUUAUUGUAAUUAGAAAUUACAGUAUUAAUAAUUUGUAUUUAUAAAUUUUAAUAAAAUAAAAUGAAAGUUAUAAACACUUACCAAACUCAUCUUCUAUAGCCAUAAUAACUUCAACAUGAUCUAAGGAAUCCAAUCCCAGGUCGUUAAUGAAAUGAGAUUCAAGACUGAGCUGAAAUUCAUA
Cinara cedri is the source of this 2463-nucleotide messenger RNA. NCBI's taxonomy places the organism in Eukaryota, Metazoa, Arthropoda, Insecta, Hemiptera, Aphididae. The record is from the annotation of a GenBank genome assembly.